AAUGCAAACCCUGCUGGGCGCGCGCUGAUUGGACAGACGCUUCUUUCUGCUGGAGACAGUGUCCUGGAUCCCGAACCGAGCCCGAGCGCUCGGGCUUUCACUGGUGGAUCUGCGUGGGACAUGGCGGAGUUGAGCGCAGUCCGACACGAACUUAGAACCAGCGAUCUGAGCAGUUCAGAGCUGCAAAAAGAUGAGCAACAGAAACUGGCCGUGCCCUUCUGUGGCGGCAUCCGGGGUGCAAUGAGACCGGGGAAGAAAAUCACAAUCAUGGGCGUCGUGAAUGCAGAUCCGGACAGUUUUGACAUCAGUCUGACGUGCGGCUGCGGGGACGUUGCUCUGGAUAUGUGCGUGCGGUUCGAAGACCGGGAGAUUUUGCGAAACGCCUGUGUUUCUGACAGCUGGGGCGAGGAGGAGAGGUCAAUACCCUACUUCCCCUUCAUCGCAGAGCAGCCUUUCAGGCUUGAGAUUCAUUGCGAUCACCCGCGCUUCCGUGUGCUUGUGGACGGCCAUCAGCUCUUUGACUUCUACCACCGCGUGACGCCGCUGACAGCCAUCGACAGCAUCCAGAUCAGCGGCAGUCUGACCAUCACCAAGCUCAACUGACGUCUGCUGCGUGUCCGUUCUGAGCACUAAAGACUGUCUGUCAUGCCGAAGGAUGCUCCAGAAUCAUCUAGAACUGAUGAAUUGAUGCAUUUUGAGCUAUAAGGAGACAUUUAUUUUUAUGAGCAUCACAAGUAGCAUUUUAGCAGAAGUCAACAUGAAAUGCCAUUCGCAUCCAAUUUAGUUCGUUUUUCUGAGUGCAACAAGAUUUUCAAAUAGGGUUGGAUUUGAUUUUGAUGUAUUUUUGUAGUUCAACCCAUAAGUUCGCAUCCUUCUGGACUCAAUAGGAUUUUCCAUUGGCUUUUGGAUUUUUGCAGGAAAAAAGCUCUGUGACCAAGAUCUUUCACUCAUUUUGUUAAUCUUCACAAUCAAUUUUGAAUACUGAACAUAAUCACCAAACGUAAAAAACGAAAUGUAAACAAACUACAACAAGAUCAUGUAACUUCAACAUCACCAUCAGCUUAUUUAAAAACGUUUUCGCUGAACGUUCAAAUAGUUUGCACGAGCACGAUUAUAAGCACAAUGAGGCUGUGAAAGCGACUAGUGAGUAGUGAGUUUAACCUCUGUGGUUAAAUGUAUUCACUUGUUAGCAAUUGUGAUAAAAUGUAAAAAUAUUGUGAGCUUGUGUUCACCAAAGAGCUUAUUUCAGGAAUUGCACCCAAAAACCCUUCAGAAAACCAGCUCUGGACUUCAGUGCUAAAAUGCCACUUGUUUUGAACUACAGAAAUGUGCAGUGCACUAUUAAGUGAAUUUCAGAGGUGAAUUACAAAAUAUUAAACAUGUAUUAAAAAAUAAUAUUAAAUACAAGACCAAGAGCAUGCAUUGAGAAAGUAAAAAGGGUCUGUUUGCAUUCCAUGUUGACUUUAUGGCAUUAAAGUGGAGAUGACAGAAAUGAAGAAAUGUAAGAUGAAUGUUGCAUCUAACAACAGCGUUUAACAAUCUACAGCUUCAGUGAAUAGCGAUAUAUGAACGUACUGCCUGAAUGUGUAACUCUCCAGCUAAUGUACUCCAGUGGAAACCCCAGAGAGGAUUGUUUAUUUCCUAAACAUGUGUAAAGAACAUAAAAAGGGUGAUCUGAGAGUUGCAUCUGUCUUACAGCAAUAGUGAUCUUUCCAUUGACAAGCACUUAAACAUACUGUGUUUACGAGACGGCGUGAUGAGCCACUGAUGAUGUGAACUUCAUUUAGGUGCUUUGGUUACUUGAGACCAGCAGAAAAUCAGGGAGAAAAUCGUUGCAUUCCAGUGCUUUCUGUGUAUUUAUUGUCUUUAAACAAGGUGUGUCACGUCAACCUCUUCUUGAUUGUACACACAUUGUUUCUAAUUAAUAAAGGCUUCUAAUUAAUGAAA
Cyprinus carpio (common carp) is the source of this 1947-nucleotide messenger RNA. RefSeq names its product galectin like a (gene lgalsla). Lineage: Eukaryota; Metazoa; Chordata; Actinopteri; Cypriniformes; Cyprinidae. The record is from RefSeq and is a predicted model, not a curated record. Gene Ontology annotation, molecular function: carbohydrate binding.